This is a messenger RNA of Zootermopsis nevadensis, 1856 nucleotides long. RefSeq lists its product as uncharacterized. The record is from RefSeq and is a predicted model, not a curated record. NCBI's taxonomy places the organism in Eukaryota, Metazoa, Arthropoda, Insecta, Blattodea, Termopsidae.
CAGUUGAGUCGUCGUACUGGGCGGCCUGAAGUUUGCGUGUCUGUCAGAUUUGUUUAUAUCUUGUGUAUGUAGUACAAGUGGUAGAACAUCUAUAAGUAUCGAAAGUUUCAGAAACGAGAAGACUUGCAACUAGUUGUGAUUUCACAUUAAUUCAAUUGAAAGUAGUCAAAACGUGCGGAAAGUAAGCGCUUUAAGAACCUCAAAUUUUAGUACAGAAUCUAGUUUGCUAGUUGUCGAGUAUUUAGGACUUGCGUACUGAACUGGUGCACGCCACCAAACUGCAUUAGGACAUAACACCAAAAGUCUUCCAUAAUUCAAUAAAUUUAAGACUUUUCGACAAACAAACUUGUUUAUAUCACCAACUAUAAAAUGUGAUGACACUCUGGAGUCGAAUAAUUACAAAAUAACAGGCAGAUUUUUCUCUCUGACAGACAGGUUCGCGAGUGUUAUUUCGCUCGACCUAAAUCGUGUGUUGGCGGGACUGAAUAGAGACAAACUUGUUUUUCCACAAACUUAAUGUCAUGUUAAUUACACUACUAACGACAUUUUGGUUACGAAUUUAACGGGCGUAAAAUAUUAUGCAGUGUUAUAAACUAACACGCAAGGAUUCUAAAGUGUUAUAAAUGUUAGUGGUUCAGAAUUCUAGGGGUGUAAAGUUCCCGUUUUCGUCUUUAACGGCCCCAUAUAUAAAGUGUUGUGCUGUGAUUUUUGUGUGCGUGAAUAUGUGAUUGUAACAUCUCUGAAGGUUUUGUGACACAUGGGAGCAGAAGCGUGCGUCUUAGGGAGACUUUGAACCAGGGACCAUGGCUAGAGGAGCUACGCGCAAAACGUAACGUUGAAACAAAAGAAAUAGUGUCGCCCGAACUCUUAGCGGUUGAGGACCCAUCCGCUGGAGGACGGGCUGGGUACUUGCAGCAAAUCAGGAUUCAAGCAGUUCUUCAAUGGCAGUACAGAAGCAAUAUUUCACGUUGAACACGGGGCAGAAAAUGCCGAUGGUUGGAUUAGGUACAUACAGGAUUCAUGGACAAAGUGUAAUAUAUCGAGUUAUUGAGGCGGGGUUGAAGGCUGGCUACAGAGCAUUUGAUACAGCGGCUGUUUAUCGAAAUGAAGAGGCGAUAGGGUUGGCUUUAAAGACCCUGCUACCCAAAUUUAGCCUCUCCAGGGAGGAUAUAUUCUUAACAACGAAACUUGAUCCAAGCGACCAUGGAAAGGGAACGACUACUAAGGCUGUGAAAGAUUCAUUAAAGAAACUGGGCACUUCGUAUUUGGAUCUAUAUCUGAUUCACUGGCCAGGUGUGUCAAGAUUACCGGUACACAGCCCUGAUAACGCGUUAAUUCGUUCAAACACUUGGCAUGAAUUGGUAUCACUGCAUCGACAAGGGGUUCUGCGUGCCAUCGGGAUAUCAAACUACACCGUACAGCAUCUAAAGGAGCUUAUUAAAAAUUCUCAUGGUGUCAUUCCAGCUGUUAAUCAGGUUGAAUAUCAUCCCCACUAUAAACAACCCGAAUUAUUGAAGCUGUGCCAAGAUAAGGGUGUUUUGCUGCAAGCUUAUUGCUCGCUGGGCGGCUCUUCAGAUCGUCGCCUGUUAGAAGAUGCUACGGUAGGAAUAGUCGCCAAGAAACUUUGUCGAUCUCCCGCACAGAUUCUGUUACGCUGGGCCUUACAACAGGGCAUCGGUGUCAUUCCAAAAUCUGUGAGCCCUGACCACGUUUCUGAUAAUAUGAAGCUAGAUUUUAUUAUCCCUGAUAGCGAUAUGAACGCACUAAAUAAUAUACCAAUUGUGGAAAAGUACGCUUGGGACCCGACACCAGUGGUGUAACUGCGUUACUUUAUCGCAAUGGAAAGUGUUUGCACG